CCGAUUCAUCUAGCCGCAUUUAACGGAUAUACAGAAAUCCUGUUGCUUUUGCUUGAAAAAGAUGCAAACAUAAAUGCACCAACAAUAACUUUACGGACAGCGCUUCAUCUAGCAGCUCAUAAAGGAAACAAGCAGAUAGUAGAACUCCUGCUCGAAAAAGGUGCUGAUGCGAAUUUAUUGGAUAAGAAUGAACGAACACCGCUACACAUCGCAGCUAAAGAAAGUUGGCAUGAAAUAGUUUACCUACUAAUC
Molecule: messenger RNA, 252 nt
Organism: Umbelopsis ramanniana AG
Lineage: Eukaryota; Fungi; Mucoromycota; Umbelopsidomycetes; Umbelopsidales; Umbelopsidaceae
Exons: 1
Cellular component (GO): nucleus; cytoplasm
Molecular function (GO): protein binding
Source: RefSeq, a predicted model, not a curated record